Molecule: messenger RNA, 408 nt
Organism: Enterobius vermicularis (human pinworm)
Lineage: Eukaryota; Metazoa; Nematoda; Chromadorea; Rhabditida; Oxyuridae
Source: the annotation of a GenBank genome assembly
AUGACUAGUUAUCCGAACUAUCAACAGCAAUUCCCGCAACCCAAUCCGCCGUAUCCUUAUGACGAUGCACUGACUACGCUUAAAAUCAAUUUAGUUGUUAUGGGAAUAAAAGAAAAAACACUGACCCGUGCUGCAAAUACCGAUGUUCAUUUGAAAUACGAUGAUGAUGGAUUCAGUAUCUUAAUGGAAAUUUUCAAAAUGAACAAGAAGUCAAAACCACCGAAGAAAACUGUCAUAGACACUAGGUAUUUUGAAAAGAGAAGGCUGCCGGGGAAAAUAGCGAAAUGUGAAUUUAAGCUCAAGAAGAACCAGUGCGUAGUGCUUAUACAUAAGGCUGCUCCAGGACUAUGGGGCAAUGCCCUCAGCUCUUCUGCACUGUUAUUUCUUACAUAUUUCGGAAUGUUCUGA